ACAAUAAUUGGAGAUAUAAAGAAAUACGUCAAAUAUUCCCACGUUUAAUGGAAUCGAUUUCUGAAAAUUAAUUAUUGUUUUGUUUGUUGAAAAUAAAUUGUAAACGAAAAUAAUAUAUUAUUUUGACAUAAUCGUUUAAAAUUUAGAGGGAAAGAACGAACUAAUACGUGACUAGGCCUGAGACUGUUAAUAAAAAGUAUUUCAAGUAUUGAAAUGUUUUUAAAAAAUUAAAAAAUUAAAAAAUUGUUUUUAAAAAGGCAAUUAGAUUUUGUGCUUUUACACUUUCAAGAAUUGAUAUGAAAUGAAUUCAUCGUAUCUAUUGAUAUAAAUUCUAAAUUAAAUAUAUAGAAAACAUAUUAUCUAUUAACAUAUUAUCUAUUUAAUGUUGUAAUCAGUUUUUUGUACUUCUUCAAACGUUUUCUCAAUCAUAAUAAUUUUCCAUAGUAAUCUACUGUUUGCGCAUAUGGAAAAAAACUAGAAUAUAACGUUUGAUGAUCGUAAAAUAAUUUUGUCAAGUGCUUGCAUCGUUUAUAUCGAUUAGAACGUCUAUUAAAUUAUUUUAAUGGAAGUACGAUGUCGUUUUUAAGAUAUUGCAUUUAACAUUUGUAUGGAAUAAAAACGAACCACGUGUGUCUAUGUAGAUACAUAAACACAGAUGAAUUCACAUACAUUUGCCAAACAAGAAAAGGAAAAGAACAAAAAAGAAAAAAGGGGAAAUGAAAAUAAUCGAUUAUUAAUCGAUCGAUGACAGAUACCGGAACGUAUAAAGUUAUUAUCGUCACAAGAAUACAUAUGAAAACACACACACACAAACAUAUGCCGCGCGUUCAUAUCAAUCUACACUACGAUCGCAAUAUUCCAAGUAGUAAUAAGUAUCUCAAUAGUUCAAAAAUUUAGUUACGCCUGAUCUUCCUUCGUUAUUGUGUAAAAAUUUUUUCCACGAAUUUUAUUAAAAUAGUCUGUCGAUUCGUUCUAUUUGAGAAAUAGUCCGAUUCGUUCAAUUUGAGAAAUACGAAAGAAAAAAUGAGAUUCUUUGUACGAUUAACGAUACUUGUUCCUCUUUUUCUUCUUCUUCCUUCAAAAAUCGCAAGAUCUUACGAAUUUCUUUCUAUCGGCGAAGAAUAUAUUCCUAUUAUCAUCAACAUUUGCAAAUUAUACAGAACGAAAUCAAUAAUUUUCUUGUACUCCGAAUCAAUGAAAGAAAUGGAAAUGGAAACGAUGAUUUUUAAAUGGACGCGUGCGCUUUCUCGAGAAGGAUUUACAUCCACGAAUUUGUACUUUUCGCAAUUGCAUAAAUCAUCGUAUUAUGUAGGGCAAAUCAAACGACCGCAUUAUAUCGCUGUGAUUUCAAAUUACAAUGCAAUUAAUGAGUUCUCUUUAGCAACCAGUACAUUUGACAUGUCUUUUGCUGCUUGGCUAGUGUUAUUCAUUUACAAGGGACAUGGCUCCAAUUAUUGUUACAGUCCACCAAGUAACAUAUUUCAUUUAAAAUUCAAUUCGAAAAUGUUGGUACGUUGCGGUAUGGAAAAUAAUUUACGAGAGUGGUAUUCGAUUGAUACGAAUCGAACCGAGAUCGUCGAUUUAGUAACAUGGAGCUUAGAAAAAGGAAUAACUAAAAUUGCUUCAGAUUCUCUUCUUCAUGAAAGAAGAUAUAAUUUAGAGGGUUUGAUAAUGAGAGCUGUUAUAAUUAAGGAUUCGUCGUUCCUAAUUGUAAACGAGGAUGGUGAAUUAGACGGGAUAUUCGGUAAAAUAUUAAGAGAACUUUCUAUGACUCUCAAUUUUAGUUUCAAUAUUGUUUCUGAAGUAGAAGAAUAUGGAAGUUGGAAUCUUAAAGAAAAGACUUGGUCCGGAGCAGUAGGAGAAUUAUAUGCUGGACGUGCUGACAUUUCUAUUUCAGAUUUUUCUAUUACCAGUGCUAGAUUGAAUGCUGUUGACUUUACGCUUCCACUUUUGCUUUCGAAAAAAUGUCUUUACAUUCGCGAGCCAGAAAUAUUUGCGAUUAAAUGGUCAUCUUUUUUUCUAACAUUCUCCUAUUCUAUUUGGAUAGCUAUAUUGGUGAUAUUAAUUGUUGGAUCGAUUUUAUUGAUUUUUCUCAAAAUACAGAAUGGAACGGAUCGUAACGUAGGACAUUUAUUAUCCGAUAAUUUUCUGGAGAUUUGGGGUAUAUUUUGUCAACAAGGAUUGGCAGAUUUUUCUGAUAAAUCUUCUUUAAGAAUAGCAUACUUCUCUAUCCUUCUUUCGGCUGUCGUUUUAUCGGCCGCUUAUUCUGCGGCUUUGAUAAGCUUUUUAACGUCUACUGUCCAUAUUUUACCCUUUCGUUCAUUAGAAAGUUUCGUUGAAGACGGCACUUAUCAAUUAUCUGUCUUUCGUGGUACGUCUGAUUAUGAUAUGUUUGUAAAUUCGAAAAAUCCGCUUGAAAAGAAAUUGAUGAAGUUGAUGAUAGAAGAAGAAAAAUUGACAACAAAUGUAGAGGAAGGAUUCAAGAGAAUUUGUAAAAAUCGGAAACUAGCAAUGUACUCGUCCGAGGAAGUACAAAAGAUUGUAAAUCUUAAAAUACCAUGUAACCUGGCUUCUAUUGAGACGGGACGCGUAGACAGUUUAGCCAUGAUUUUAUCUAAAAACAAUCCAUUCACAGACAUUAUCAAUUUUCAAAAUGGAAAUGACAACGAUGGUGUUCAAAUGGACGCGUGCCCUUUCUCGCGAAGUCCACCAGGUAACAUAUUUCAUUUGAAAUUCAAUUCUGAAAUGUUGGUACGUUGCGGUACGGAAAAUAUUUUACGAGAAUGGUAUUCCAUCGAUCCAAAUCGAACUGAGAUCGACGAUGUAGCAACUUGGAGUUUGGAGAAAGGAAUUAUUAAUAUUUCACCAAAUUCUUUUUAUGAAAGAAGAUCCAAUUUACAGGGUUUGAUCAUGAGAGCUAUUGUAAUUAGGAAUUCAUUAUUCAUAAGAAUAAAUAAGGAUGGCAAAUUGGACGGUCAGUUCGAUAGAAUAUUAGAAGAACUUAUUGGGAUGCUUAACUUUACUUUCGAUAUUGUCGCGGAACUAGAUGAGUAUGGAAGUUGGAAUCCAAAAGAAAAAUCUUGGUCCGGAGCAGUGGGAGAAUUAUAUGUUGGACAUGCUGACAUUUGCCUUUCAGGUUUUUCUAUGACCAGUGCAAGAUUGAACGUUGUUGACUUCACGCUUCCUCUUUUAACUUUAAAAAACUAUCUUUACAUUAAAAAACCACAAUUAUUUGCGAUUAAUUGGUCAUCUUAUUUUCUAGCUUUCUCCAAUUUCGUUUGGAUUGUUAUGUUUGGAAUAUUAAUUUUUGCAUCGAUAUUACUAGCUUUUUUCAAAAUAAGGUAUGAAACGGAUCGUAAUAUAGGAUAUUUAUUGAUCGAUAAUUUUCUAGAGAUUUGGGGUAUAUUUUGUCAACAGGGACUCGUAGAUUUUCCUGAAAGAUCUUCGUUAAAAAUAGCAUAUCUCUCUAUAUUUUUUUUGGCUGUAGUCUUAUCGGCUGCCUAUUCCGCGGCUUUGAUAAGCUUUUUAACAUCAGAUGUCACCAUCUUACCGUUUCAUUCCUUAGAGGGUUUCAUUGCAGACGGUACUUAUCAGCUUAUCGUACUUCGCGGUACGGCUGAUUAUGAUCUUUUUGUAAAUUCGGGAGAUCCACUUGGAAAAAAAUUGAGGAAGUUUAUACUGAAAGAUGAAGAAUUGCCAAUAAAUAUAAUAGAAGGAGUUAGGAAGAUUUGUGAAAAUCCGAAACUAGCAUUUUACUCGUCCGAUGAAAUAAACAAGAUUGUAAAUUUUAAAAUACCAUGCGAUAUGUUUCCUAUUGAAACCGGACGAAUGGACAAUUUAGCCAUGAUUUUAUCUAAGAACAAUCCAUUUAGGGAAGUUAUUAAUUUUCACUUGCAGAGAUUUAUCAAUAAUGGAAUGAUGAAUCAUUUAAAGGAAACGACAUCUAAAAUGAAAUCGUUUGGUAUGAUCAAGCAUCAACCGGUUUGUAUAAUCAACGUAAUAUCUCUUAUUUUCUUCAUCUUAAUUGGGAUCAUUUUGAGUACUUGCAUUUUGAUCAUGGAGAAGUUUUUUUUUGCUCAUGAAAGUAAGAAAAAUUUGAUGGUAGAACGUAUGCCGUUAAAAAAAUUAGAUUUUUAUGUAAAGAGAAAAAAAGGUAUAAAAAAUAUUACAAAUAGUUACACGAAUCGCAAAUGUUCAAGCGUAAAAUAUUAAAAACGAUUUAAUGUUUUUUCUCAACAAAUUUUUAUACCCUUAUUGUAAUUAUCUAAUGAAAUGGAGACAACCGUGCACUAUAUAAGCCUUUGCAUUAUUUAACACAGUUUUAAAUUGAAAUAUGUAUUGAUGUAAUCGCGUGUAUAAAGCUUUUUUUUUACUUGUCACGUUCACAUAUUUUAAUUCUUUUAAAUUUAAAAAAUUUUUUCUUCCUUACACGAAGUAUUACAUAUGUAUUUUAUAGACGAUAUAAAAGAAAAAAAUUAUGUUCGCUAUUUGUUAUGUAUGAAUUCGUUUUUAUAUAUGUAGAGAUAGUUAAUUUAAUUGUUUCUACGUGUGAAAUUUCCAAUGGUAGAUAUCACAAUGUGUGAUCAGUCAUGUACACUAUUAUAUUAUAUAUAUAACUAUAUAUAUACUAUAUAAUGAAAUUAUUUAAGAAAUAUUAAAUUCUUCUAAUAUUUACACUUCUAGUGAAGAAUUAACGUGAAAUGAAUAUUUUUAAAUUAUUUUAUUGUGUUAUAUGAUAUUAUUGCGUUUUCAUCGUAUCUAUUCGUAUAGGAGAUUUUAAAUUAUAUAUACACGAGACAUUUCAUGUGUUUGAAUUUUAUAAAGAAAUUGUUAUACAUCGCUUAACAUUUUCUUACACUGAGUGUAAUAAUAUUUUUCUAUGAGCUCGCAUUUGCGCAUAAGAAACAACUAGAGUGUAAUAUUAAGGUAUAUUUCUUCUAAUGUGUGGAUGAUUGGAGAUCAUUUUGUCAAGUGCUUGAUACAUUUAUAUCGAUCAGAGCAACUAUUAAAUUAUUUUAAUGAAAGUGCUACGUUGUUCUUACUAAUUUCUAUAUUGUCGAUACGUGCAAACGGAAAUGUAUUAACGUAUCGAUUAAAAAA
Vespa mandarinia (Asian giant hornet) is the source of this 5100-nucleotide messenger RNA. RefSeq names its product glutamate receptor 1-like. Gene Ontology annotation, molecular function: ligand-gated monoatomic ion channel activity. The record is from RefSeq and is a predicted model, not a curated record. Lineage: Eukaryota; Metazoa; Arthropoda; Insecta; Hymenoptera; Vespidae. Gene Ontology annotation, cellular component: membrane.